Messenger RNA from Bacidia gigantensis, 1197 nucleotides. RefSeq lists its product as uncharacterized. The coding region runs from base 1 to 1197 and encodes 398 amino acids. The record is from RefSeq and is a predicted model, not a curated record. The transcript has a single exon. Lineage: Eukaryota; Fungi; Ascomycota; Lecanoromycetes; Lecanorales; Ramalinaceae.
AUGCCCGUGUCAAUCCGCCCCUCCCCCCACGGCGCCAACGUGAUCAAAGACGCAUUCGAAGAAGACGCGCUCGGGCUCCUCAAGAAAGUCUCCCCCCGAACUCAAUGGAAAUGCACAGAACUACUGCAAUCAUCCUUCCACUCGCACCAAAUCCCCACCAACGUCCUUGCCUCCCGCAACGGCUUCGUCAACUCCAUCGUCCACUCCUACAGCCAGCACCGCCACCUCACCUUCCGCCCCGAAGACGUCUGGUUCGCCAUCCUGACCCAAUUCAGCAGCUUCGUGAACGCUAACAGCGAAGCGGUGCGUCACCAUUUCGUCGCCCAUGAGGGCAGGAAACACCUGCAGAUCGAAUAUCCGGCCGGGUAUACGAGGCAAACGAUUGAUUUUGGCGAUUUUGCGAAGAAGAUGACGGGCCUUAUUGAUGCCAAUGUGGUGGAUGCCGAGUUGAGGGAUUGGAUCAUGCCGGAUUUUUCGACGACGACGGAGCAUGAUAGGGUGGUGGCGUCCAUCCUCAUGAUGGGUACCAUGCAGAAGUUCUUUAGCUAUGGCGCGUCUGUGAUGUGUGGAUUGCCGUCUGUCACGCUGCUGGGCGAGAAGGAUGACUAUGAGCGCAUCUACGCGAGACUGGACAAGCUGAAAACUUUUGGGGAUGAACCCUCCACUUUUUGUGAUCUGCUCAAACCUGUCAUCCGUCGCUUUGUCUUGAGCUUUGACGAGCCGCAGAGUGGGGAGGUCCUCAGCUUUUGGCAGAGAGUCUUGGAUGUGAAGAGUGGGAGCGGCUUUACGCGCUAUUCGGGCUGGAUUGCGGCCUUCUGUUUCUGGACGGAUCAGGGGAGGUGUUUGUAUGAUCGCGCACGGCUGGAGAUGGAGAAGAAGGAUUAUGAGCAGAGCGUUUUUGGGGAUGUUGUGGAGGAUAAGGGUGGGUAUAAGUGUACGAGGCACGUUGAGCAGAAUUUGGAACUGGAUGGGGUCAGGUAUCAUAGGGUGGAUAGUAAGUGUGUUGCGGCGGGGUGGCUGCAGGUUCCGGUCUCGGUGAGUGAUGGUGGGGGCAAGUUCGAGGCGGAGAUGAUUGCUGGGUCUGUGGGUAUUGAGUGUAGGAGUAGUGGUGAGGCUUUGGCGAGUGGUGAUGUGGGAUUGGAUUCGAUGCAGCCGGUGACUGGGUGGUGGAUGUUUGAGAAGUUUCCUGAUGCCUAA